UCUGCUCCGCUCCUCACAUUAAGUCCACGGCCACUCGGCAGUCGCCUUCCAAGCACGCACAAGGAAGCUGGGGUCCAAAUGGCGAGCACCGCACCGCCGCUACCGCUGCUCCUCCUUCGGCUGCUCCUCGCCGGUGUCGCUCUCACACGAACCGCGGAGACGCUGCGGGCCGAACGAGGAGGCGACGACGGGACGCCCGGAGGCAGCGAGGGCCACGCGUCAGGGACGCCGUGCGAAAUCAAGACCGUCACCGUCUCCACGUUGCCCGUGCUCCGGGAGAACGAGUUCAGCUUCACCGGCGUGGGAGCCUCCGGGAGUGCGGUUGGAACAGGAGGAGGAGGUGCCGCCGGAGCAGGUGGCGCCGCUGGAGGAGGACCAGGAGGAGGAGGAGGUGGGGAGUCGCGGCUCCUGUUAUUCGUCAGGACGGAUGUACCUGGGAGGAUUUCCGUUAUGGAUGAUCUUGACAACACGGCUCUUCCUUACUUCACACUCGAGAUGUCUGGGACGGAGGAGGACAUUUCUCAAGUGCACUGGAAACAGCAGUGGUUGGAAAACGGGACGCUGUACUUCCACGUGUCCAUGACCGAAUCGGAGCUGGUGGCCCAAACGACACAAGCGUCCGCACGGGAACCUGCGCACGUGCUGCACGAACACAUGCACCUGCUGCACAUCUCCGUUAUGGGUGGCCUCAUCGCCCUUCUCCUUCUCAUUCUCCUUUUCACUCUGGUCCUCUACACUCGCCACCGAUGGUGCAAGCGCCGCCGCAUCCCCCAGAAGAGCGCCAGCACAGAGGCCACACACGAGAUCCACUAUAUCCCUUCGGUUCUGCUGGGACCCCAAGGGAGGGACAGCUACCGUGGAUCCAGAGGAACUCACCAGCACAGCGGCUCCGUCAUCGGCAUGCCCAUCCGGGAGACGCCCAUCCUCGACGAUUACGACUGCGAUGAAGACGAUUCGGUGGGGCGCUCGUUGAAUUCCACCCCCAACCAACUGCACAACAAAGUGAGCGACGGGAAGAUCCAGGACGACUAUGGGGUCGGGAUCGGCUACGGAGGACACACUGACUACAAGGAGGAGGAGCUUAAGCAUAAUUUGGACAAACGAGCGAUUGACCCGAACAGAGAGGCGGUGGAAGAUUUGAUGCAGAGGUUCCAGGACAGCUUCCGCGUUCCGAAAACUUCGCCGGACAUUUCUCACUACCAGCACGUCAUCCACAGCUCAUCUACCGGCCGCCGGAGAAUCCCCAGCCACACCAGAGCAAGCGGAGGCGUGUUUGGGCCUCAAGGAGAAUCAGGGUCAGAUCCCGAAGACGACAACCAAAUGAAGUUUUACACCGAGCAGCACAGAGGACGACGGCGCAGCAAAGGCCACCCACACAGUCCUCUAAAUAAGGUCACCCUGACAUUGAUUACCAUCAGCACCUGUGUCGUCGCCAUUGUCUACGCCACGCAGGAUUCCUGCCCACUCACUGUCAAGGUCACGCUUCACGUGCCCGAGCACUUUGUCGCAGAUGGAAGUAGUUUUGUGGUGGCCAUGGGCGGCCUCCUGGAUGUUUCCAACUGGUUGAACCCAGCCAAGCUCAUCCUGUACUACCAGACCAAUUCGUCCAAACAGUGGGUCCGAGACUACUGCGGACAGAGGACCACAGACCCCUGCGAGCAGGUCUGUGACCAGGACACAGGAGAAUGCAGCUGUCAUGAAGGCUAUUCGCCGGAUCCCGCCCAUAAACACCUAUGUGUUCGCAGCGACUGGGGUCAGAAUGAAGGACCUUGGCCGUAUGCUAACCUGGAGAAAGGUUAUGACCUGGUAACCGGAGAGCAAGCCCCAGAGAGAAUCUUCAGAUCACUCUACAGUCUGGGUCAAGGCUUGUGGCUGCCCGUCAGCAAGAGCUUUGUGGUGCCGCCGGUGGAGCUGUCCAUCAACCCCAUCGCCAGCUGCAAGACUGACGUGCUGGUGAUUGAAGAUCCGGGGGAGGUCAGAGACGAAGCCAUGAUGUCCACGUACUUCGAGACAGUCGAGGACCUUCUGGCAUCUUUCGGGCCCGUCCGUGACUGCUCCAAAGACAACGGCAACUGCAAGAAAAAUUUCAAGUGUGUGUCGGACCGCCAGUUGGACUCAUCUGGCUGCGUGUGUCCUAGUGGGCUGAGGCCGGUGAAGGAUGGCUCCGGUUGCUAUGACUACUCCAGGGGCAUCGACUGCACGGACGGCUUCAACGGGGGCUGCGAACAGCUGUGUCACCAGCAGCUCGUACCUCACGAAGACGAGCCCGGAUCCAGCAAUGUGCUCAUGUACUGCGGGUGUGUGCAGGAGUACAAACUGGCGUCGGACGGGCGCUCCUGUCUUUUGCAGUCCGACAACUGCGAGGGACCCAAAUGUCCGCGGAAGGCGGCUCACUUCAACGACACCUUGUUCGGGGAGAUGCUGCAUGGAUACAACAACAAGAGCCAGCAGGUCAACCUGGGACAGAUUUUCCAGAUGACCUUCAGAGAUAAUAAUUUCAUUAAGGACUUCCCCCAGUUAGCCGACGGCCUCAUGGUUCUCCCUCUGCCAGUGGAGGAACAAUGCAGAGGCGUGUUGUCUGAACCGCUGCCUAACCUGGAGCUUCUAACAGGCGAUGCCAAGUACAAUGAAGCAGCAGGUUACCCAAUGGUUCAACAGUGGCGAGUACGAAGCAAUCUGUACAAAGUCAAGCUGAGUUCCAUCACUUUGGCUUCAGGUUUUGCACAGGUUCUUAAGACGCUGUCGGGGCAGAGCACACGUGAGGAGCUGUUGGCCUUCCUCCAGCAAUACGGCAGCCACUACGUAUCGGAAGCGCUGUACGGCUCCGAGCUCAACUGCAGCAUCCACUUCCCCAGCAAGAAGGCCCAGCAGCAGCUUUGGCUUCAAUAUCAGAAAGAGGCGACAGACCAAGGGGUUGGCGGAAUUGGCAGUGGGCGUCACGAGCUCAAGUCGGUGCCCUUCAUCAGCUACCUGUCAGCGCUGCAGAAGACCCAGCUGUUGUCCGACGAUGCGGUGAAUGGCGUGGAGAUCAGCUGCGAGGAGAAGGGCAGCUGUCCGGCCGGAUGUCACCUGUGCCGCCACCAGGCCGCUACGGUGGGGUCAGCGGCAGGGAGAGGCAGGGGCGGCGAGCAGCCUUCGCCCAUCCCAGUUCUUUUGGAAGUCAGCCGUGUGGUGCCCCUCUACAGCCUGGUGCAGGACAACAUCACUAAAGAGGCUUUCAAGAGCGCCACGAUGAGCUCAUACUGGUGUGCCGGAAAGGGCGACGUCAUUGAUAACUGGUGUCGCUGUGACCUGAGUGCCUUCAGCAGAGACGGCCUCCCCAACUGCAGUCCCCUCAGGCAGCCGGUCUUACGCCUGGCCCCCUACCUGGAGCCGUCCAGCACAAUGGUAGCCCUGGAGUGGUUGGACGUGGAGCCACUGAUUGGGGGAAAGGUUUCGGACUACAUCAUCCAGCAUAAACGUGUGGAGGACCCAUCAGAGGCUGAAGUCUACACAGGUGAAGUGUUGAGCUUGCUGGACGAUCUCUUCUCCGGCUUGGGUUCAUCCUGUGUCGUGCCCGGGAAGAGGAGUGGCGACCGUCCCCACACUCUGCUUUAUUCCGUCGUUUUCAAGUGCCUGGAGCCCGACAGUCUCUACAAGUUCACUCUCUAUGCAGUGGAUAGCCGAGGCAGUCAUUCAGAGUCCAGCUACGUCUCUGUACGGACUUCCUGCCCCAUGGUGGAUGACAGCCGAGCUGAAGAAAUAGCAGACAAAGUGUACAACUUGUACAAUGGCUACACCAGCGGUAAGGAGCAACAGAUGGCCUACAACACCUUGAUGGAAAUCCCUCCGCCUCUGCUCUACCGAGUCCAGCACCACUACAAUUCCCUCUAUGAGAAGUUUGGAGACUUCGUCUGGCGCAGCGAGGACGAGUUGGGCCCCAGAAAGGCCAACCUGAUCCUCCGCAGGGUGGACAAGAUCAGUCACUACUGCCGCUCGCUCCUGCGCAGCACCCACAUCCAGAGCCGCAGCGACACCAUGGCGUACGUCUACUGCCGCAGCGACGAGGGUCGACCGCCCGGCGGGACGUGGCGCAGCUCAUUGCACGAGGGACGUACUUCCUGCACGGAGAAGCUCAUUUCUGUACAGCGUAACACGUACAGCAGCACGAAACUGCGAUGAAACGUAAGUAUGGGAGACAUUUUGGGACAUCAUUGACUGCAGCAGACACAACGGACGCCAUGUGGGACUUACUUUCAUUUGGAAGACCACAGAAAAAAACUUGAAAAAAUGAGAGAGCGACAUCAACGUGUAAGAUAGUCUUCAACCAAAAGCUAAAGUAGUUGGUUUAAAUACUUUGAAUGUAACUAUGUGUUUUUUUUGUUGGUGCUUCCACCUGAAGUACCGAAAAAAAAGAGAAACAACCUUUUUAUGAGAAAUGAAAAUGAAAUUAAAGUCAUGCACAACACUUUUGGUGUUUAGGUAGCGCUUGACAAAGACUUUUUCCAAAAUGUAAGCAAAGUUUGAAUUGAAAAAGUUUGAAAAUUCAGCAAACAAAAAAAAAAUGACAACAUAACCUGAUGAUUGUACUCUAGUUGAUGUUCUACUUGGUGGACAUUUGCAGGUUUUGGACUCCAUGUAGCUUUCAUAAACAUGUCGUUUACCUCCUCUUUGGGUUCCUAUGGUGAAUGCACACACACAAUCUAUGUGGCAUACCAUGGAAGUCCUAUCAAUGAUAACCACCAACUUUCAGAAUAGAAAUCAACAGGAAAACCCGGUAAUAAACCAAAAAAAAAAGUGAAGCUGUGAAUACCGUGCUGUGUUAUGAAGCGGCGGCGCUUCAGCCAUUUAGCUUUCAUGAUUUUAAUUGACACAAAAUAUAACUGAUCAUUCUUCUCCAGUUGACAUGUUGGACAUGAAAGCGUUUGGAUUUUAUGCAGCAAUCAUGAAGAUGUACUUUCCAGGCUUCCGAUACAGCUCCUGUGAUUGGUUCAAAGGCUUGAGGUCCAUGUUGAUGGGGAGAUGAUGAACACGAUGAUUCAUUGAAAUCGUCUCCACAAAGGAAUUAUUGCCCCCCCUGCGGGGACAGUCACCUGCAAUUGAGCCUGUUCUCAAGAGAAUUUAGUAGGCUUUUGUACAAAAAUAUGAAAGCUUGUUCAUAUUUAUUACAAUUUAAAAUUUUAUAAGUUAUUUUAAUUAUUUACAGUUUAUCAUAACAUGUUAGAUCUAAAAAAUAGUAUUUUAUAUUAAAAAAAAGUUUACACUUUAGUGUUAAGUUAAUUCUUUUGAAAUGAUAAAUAUCUAAAAAAAUAAAUGUAAUCUUUUUUUUUUCCAGUUUUUUUUUUCGGUCUCCAAAAUGUAAUAAUUUUUUUCAGUUUUCUUUUUCGGUCUCCAAGGUUGUCCCCACGGCCAGGAGAAUUGUUUUCAUCAAAUUUGACGAUGCCUUUUUUCCACUCUUUUCAUCUCAUGUUAUAUAAAUUGUAAUAAUAAAUGAUAAUGUACAUUGUAUACAUGUAAAAAAAUGUAUUAUGUGGACUUGAUUGUCAUUUUUUCUGAAGAAUGUGUAAUAUUAAAAAUGUAUAUACAGUACAUUGUACUGAUACUGAAUGAUGUGAUCA
Doryrhamphus excisus (bluestripe pipefish) is the source of this 5597-nucleotide messenger RNA. It is a transcript of the gene astn2, whose product is annotated as astrotactin 2. Gene Ontology annotation, molecular function: protein binding. NCBI's taxonomy places the organism in Eukaryota, Metazoa, Chordata, Actinopteri, Syngnathiformes, Syngnathidae. Gene Ontology annotation, biological process: neuron cell-cell adhesion; neuron migration. The record is from RefSeq and is a predicted model, not a curated record. Gene Ontology annotation, cellular component: membrane; endosome.